AUGGCUUCCGAACUACUACGGCCGCAGGGGGACGAGACGAUGACGCAGGAGGACGCGUCACAAGGGGCAGACGGCGUGCAAAUACCCAAGGAGGGCACGCUGACGUACGACGGCCGCUACAGACGCUACAGCUUCUACGGAAUCAUCUUCGAGGUCCCCGUACGCUACGUCCCCCUCGUCCCCAUUGGCCGAGGCGCCUACGGCAUUGUAUGCUCUGCACGAGACGAGACAACCGGGGAGGAGGUGGCAAUCAAGAAGAUCGGCAAGGCGUUCAACGACCGCACAGACGCCAAGCGGACUCUCCGCGAGAUUGUGCUCCUCCGCAACAUGAACCACCCCAAUGUGAUCGCCAUCAAGGACAUCAUCCGCCCGCCCAACCCGCAGAGCUUCCAGGACGUGUAUAUCGUGUAUGAGCUCAUGCCCACUGACCUGCAUGAGGUCAUUCGGUCGGGACAAGCCAUGGACGAACGGCACUACAAGUUCAUUCUCUUCCAGCUGCUGCGCGGAACCAAGUACAUCCACUCAGCCAACAUCCUGCACCGCGACUUAAAGCCUCCCAACAUCCUCAUCGACGCGCGCUGCAACAUCAAGAUCACCGAUUUCGGCCUUGCGCGAACCCGCGUGGAAACCACCGACCACCUGACGGAAUACGUGGUUACCAGAUACUACCGCGCGCCCGAGCUGCUGGUGAACAACCAGCAGUACAGUGCGUCCAUUGACGUGUGGUCGGUGGCUCUGAUUUACCUGGAGCUCGUGCUGGGGCACAUUGUGCUCAAAGGGGAUAACUACGUGGACCAGCUCCGCAAGACCUGCGAGGGGAGGGAGAGCAGGGGAGGGAGAGCAGGGAAGGGAGAGCUGGGAAGGGAGAGCUGGGAAGGGAGAGCUGGGAAGGGAGAGCUGGGAAGGGAGAGCUGGGAAGGGAGAGCUGGGAAGGGAGAGCUGGGAAGGGAGAGCUGGGAAGGGAGAGCUGGGAAGGGAGAGCAGAAGGGUGAGGGUAGUAGUGAGAGUAGGGGAGUGAUCGCAAGGCAUUUCCUCUUUUUGUGCAUCACCUCUCCCCCUCCCGCUCCAACUCACCAGCUGAUCGGGUCCCCCUCUGCAGGGGACGCCUCCUUCAUAGUCAACGAUGCUGCCCCGCACACUCCUGCUCUCAGAGCUGCAGGGCUUCCCCUCCCUUGCCCCUUUGUGUUCUUCAUUCCCAGCACCUGUCCUUUAUCCAUCCACCAGCUCAUCGGAUCCCCCUCUGCUGAAGACGCCUCCUCCAUACUGAUUGGAUCCCCCUCGGCCGAAGACGCCUCCUUCAUAGUCAACGAUGCCGCCCGCACCUUCCUGCUCUCAGAGCUGCAGGGCUUCCCCGCACGGAACAUCAGGGACGUGUUUCCCAAGCUGUCGGAACCCGCAGCUGACUUGGUGCAGCGCAUGCUCGUGUUCGACCCGAGAAAGAGAAUCACAGGCUUUGGCCCACCCGUACCUGACUCACUACCACAUGGGGCGGCUCACUGCCACAGGGGGCGGCUCACUACCACAGGGGGCGGCUCACUACCACAGGGGGCGGCUCACUGCCACAGGGGGCGGCUCACUGCCACAGGGGGCGGCUCACUACCACAUGGCCAACCAGCACCCGCCGCAUUCCCUCACCUCCCUCCGUCGUCCCCUAUCUUCCCCCUGCCUGUUCCCCAACCGCAGUUGACGAGGCAUUGGCCCACUCAAACCUGGCGCACUACCACAAGGCCAACCAGGGCCUUCCUCACAACCGCCAACCCCCUCAACUUCCCCCUGUUUGCCUUGGACGAGGCAUUGGCCCACCCGUACCUGGCGCACUACCACAAGGCCAACCAGGACCCGCCGCACCCAAGCCCCUUCCAGUACGACCUGAGCUUCGAGCAGGAGGAGUAUGACAUCCCCCGCAUCCGCCAGCUCAUCUUCGAGCAGGCCUGCGCCUUCAACCCCCGAUAA
Messenger RNA from Closterium sp. Naga37s-1, 1953 nucleotides. The record is from the annotation of a GenBank genome assembly. NCBI's taxonomy places the organism in Eukaryota, Viridiplantae, Streptophyta, Zygnematophyceae, Desmidiales, Closteriaceae.